UUUAUUGUAUUGAGAAAGGAUAAACAUGGCGCUGAUUUUCUGAUGCGAAAACUUCCAACGCGACAGUCGAUAAUUAUCACAGAUUUUCAUUUUUUAGCAUUUAAAUGUUCUCCAAUUUAUCAGAUUUUCCAACACUAGAAUACUGUUAUUAAACGUGAAGUAUUUAUAGUAUUUUAAACAUCCCCAUACAUUCUGAAUUUAAGCCAUGGCGGACGAAAAUCUUAUUCUCGAUACGGAUAGCGUACGGAAGAAAGCACAAGACACAACAGAUGAAUUGAAAUUCCAGGACUUCACCGAUUCACAGUUACUGGAUGAUGUUGGGGACGAUGAGGAGGGACAAACCAUCACGUUCACCAACCAUCCAAGUGACAAUGAGGAAGAUGGCGAUGACACAGAGCUUCUUUCUGGACAGAAGAAACAACAUUCUUUCUGGACCUUUGAGUACUACCAACAGUUCUUCGACGUCGACACGUCGCAGGUUCUCUGGAGACUCCUGGGUUCUUUCUUGCCCAAACCUACGACAAACUAUCUACAGACCCAGAUUAGACCCAACCCAGACCUCUAUGGUCCUUUCUGGGUGUGUGCCACGCUAGUCUUCACCAUCGCUAUCAGUGGAGACAUCGCCGACUACAUCGCUUAUCGCAAUGACAUCAACUAUCCCUGGCAUGCACAUUUCUCUAAUGUGACUACAGCUGGCGUGGUGAUCUUCCUGUACGCUUGGCUGGUUCCCGCUGGUUUCUAUGCAUUCCUACAUUGGCGUGGGAACCAUGCAGGGUACACGUUUCUCGAGUUGGCCUGUCUCUAUGGUUACUCCUUCACAAUCUACAUUCCAAUAUCGCUCUUGUGGACGAUCAACUAUGAUUGGCUACGCUGGGUCUUAGUGGGCGUGGCCUUAGCCCUGUCCAGCACCGUCUUAUUGAUGUCUCUCUGGCCGUCAGUCAAGGGAGAAGAUGUUAAGAUGGGCAUCCCUGCCAUGAUUGUAGUGUUCCUGCUCCACGCUGCUUUAGCAGUAGGAUUCAAGUUGUAUUUCUUUGAGUUUGCCUCCCACGUUCCGGAACCGACGACCUCCGCAUUGCCCGUCACCACAGCAGCCGUUCACGACACAUCAGUGGCACAUGGUCCAUCGCUGAUGCCAACCCACAUCCCACCGACGCCUGCUUGAGUAGUGAAGUAUCAAGGUAUCAGAAAAUCUACACGGAAGUGAAACCCAAGAUGAAACGACGUCACGCUUUGUUUACUGCUCCACUUUUUAUGGCGCUAGGUUGAACCGUAAUGUUUUGUCAUAAUUGUCAUGCAUGUUCAUAAUGUACAAAUUCGAACUCGUUUUUUCAGCUCAUUAUUAUAAUUGCGUCUUGCUUUUGUAAAUUAUUUCUUACUCUCAUGUUUUAAGAGUAUUUAUUGCUGUAGCUAUGUACAAGGUCGGCGCUUUGGUGAAGGAAUCUUUUCUAUUUGGAAUUUCGGUACUUGCUAUUGAGGCAUUUAGUCUGUUCUCCUAUUUUUUAAGUCUUCCAUCGUUUGGACUGUUGUGUUGAGGCUAAAUUAAGCAAAAUGUGGUAGGCUGUUAACUUUGGAUUUAUGUGCAGAUUUUGCAUAACCAAAUCAAAAGGUACUUUUUGUAGAUUGUUUCGUCUAUCAAGAUGUCUAAACUCUUUUUCACCAAAAUGGUCUUAUUUAUCGCUACAAAAACAAUAAAUGGAACAUCUCAAUACGUUUUUUGCCUAUGUAAAUUUGUUUUAUUUAAUUUCUUUUUUUUCUGGACAAUAAUUAUUUAAUGAUGCUUCACGGAGAUUAAAAAAACCCUGUUUAUGUAAUUCACUGUAAAAGGUCAUGCAGUGACCAUGCAAGCUAUUUUUCAGCUGGAAAUUUGAUGCUGUGCUGUUGUAUACAUGUACACUGUAUAUUUAAAUUGUCAUCAAAAUUGACUUAAAAAUUACUUUUUAAAGGCUAAUUCAGGCAUAUAUUUCUGGUGUGGUUUCAAUGAGGCCAUAUAAGGUCACAUGGCCAUAUAAGGUCACAUGACUCAAUUAAUCCCGUGUGCCAUUAAUCCUGCUGUAAAUAAUUGUAUGGGUUAAUAUUUGUUUGUUUCACAAUCUGCAUCAGAUAUACAGUCCUAUGAGUAAAAACUCUGGCUCUUCAAGCCUUGAAUCUUUAACACU
Patiria miniata (bat star) is the source of this 2156-nucleotide messenger RNA. RefSeq names its product protein YIPF1-like. Gene Ontology annotation, cellular component: Golgi apparatus; membrane. Bases 206 to 1162 code for a protein of 318 amino acids. The transcript has 8 exons. Gene Ontology annotation, biological process: vesicle-mediated transport. Gene Ontology annotation, molecular function: small GTPase binding. NCBI's taxonomy places the organism in Eukaryota, Metazoa, Echinodermata, Asteroidea, Valvatida, Asterinidae. The record is from RefSeq and is a predicted model, not a curated record.